Molecule: messenger RNA, 2666 nt
Organism: Papaver somniferum (opium poppy)
Lineage: Eukaryota; Viridiplantae; Streptophyta; Magnoliopsida; Ranunculales; Papaveraceae
Product: importin subunit alpha-1b-like
Exons: 5
Coding region: 1260-1646 (128 amino acids)
Biological process (GO): NLS-bearing protein import into nucleus
Cellular component (GO): nucleus
Molecular function (GO): protein binding; nuclear import signal receptor activity
Source: RefSeq, a predicted model, not a curated record
UUCGACGCACGUUCUUAACUGAAAAAUAAAAUAACAUAACCUACCACUUCUCUUUCUUCUUCUCCUCUCAGAUCUCUUUAUUAUCGUCCAACCACCAUAAAAACCCAAAAAAUUGUGUCUCUCCUUUCCCAUGGGAAGAAAAUACCUAAUUUUAAACUUCAAUUCUUCAUCUCCUACUCGAUUGUUCCAACCCUACGAGAGAAUCAUUCCUACCUUCUAUCAAUCAUUUUCUUUAAAAAUCCUAAAUCGUGUUAACCAACUGAACCCUAAAUACCAUCAAAAUUAAAUCAAAACCGAACCAAUUUUUUUGAGUUUUCUCCUGAUUUUUUCUUCUUGUUCUUCUUCUUCAGCGAAACCUGGAUGAUGAUUAGUCCUAUUACAAACCCUAGAUAUAUACUAAAAUUUCAUAGGGUAAGGGAUAUCUCCUAAUUUUUUCCCUUCUCUUAUAAAUCUAAAAUUCUUCUAAUUUAUGUAUGAGUCUGGCUGUUUUUUUUCUUGUUCAUUAUGAUUUUGUAAUUCAAUUUUGAAAUUUAACCUGUCUUAGUUUGAUUUUUUCUCAUUUAUGGACAUGGAUUUCGUAAUUGUAUGAAUUGAUGAUUAUAGAUGGCAGAAGAGGAAAAGGAAAAAUAUGAGAGAAUAAGAUUGAUAGAAGUGGUGGUGGUGGUUUUUAAACUUCAUCAGAAAAAGAUGAACAUCCUAAAGAUUGGUAGGAGGGAGUUAUCUAGAAGGACUAUUAGUAUUGGUAUUGGUUUUGGUUUUCGUUUAUGUUAUUAUACAUCUGCCUUAUGUAUUCAUGGAUUAUUGACUUACUGUUAUGGUUUAUGUAAUAUCAAUGAUCUUGUUUGUUGUGUUAUUUUGAUUUUGUUUCAUAUUGAUAGAAUAUAGACACAACUAUACUGUGUAACCAAAUUGGAAUCUCCUGAGGUUAUAUAUAAAAUGUUUUUGUUCCAUGAAGUUGAUGAAACUGCAGUUUCGCAUCAUAUUCAGAUUAAAGCUUUAUCUUUGAAGUAACUUCGUGCGAACUAUAAGAAUGUUCUGGGCUUCUGGCAAUACAGUCUUUACUUUCUGAUCCAGUAAGGUGUAGUUCCUCGUUUGUUCAGUUUCUUCAGAGGGAGGACUUUCCACAACUUCAAGUGGAUACUUGCUCUGAAAUUGAGUUAGGUUUUCCCCUUCUUUAUAUUGGAAUACAAUUAAUUAAGUAAAUAACGAUUUAGUGAAACAUUUUAGCUUUCUCCUUCUUUUGUAUGCACUGAUUUAUCAUGAUUUUGAUUUUUGAACAGUUUGAGGUGGCUCUGGCUCUAAUGAACAUUGUUUCUGGAACCUCAGAGAAUACCGAAGUGAUCAUUGAGCAGGGAGCUAUCCCAAUCUUUGUGGCGCUUCUCAGUUCCCCCAGUGAUGAUGUUCGAGACCAGACAAAGCCUGCACUCCCUGCUCUUAAGCGUCUUAUUAACUCCACUGAUGAAGCAGUACUUACAGACUCGUGCUGGGCCCUUUCUUAUCUGACGGUACAAAUGAAAACCAUGUUGUUAUUGAGGUUGGUGCAUGUCACCGACUUGUUGAGUUACUGCUUCACCCAUCUCCUACUGUACUCAUUCAAUAUUGUUACUGGAGAUGAUCGUCAGCCCCAGUGUAUCAUUGAACUUUAAGCACUUCUCUACCUCAUGAACCUGUUGACACAACCAAUAAAAAAGUAUAAAGAAAGAAGCUUGCUGGACUAUAACUUAGGAUGUUUUGUGUUGUAUAAACAACCUACAAAACUACUACAAGAUUGAAUCCUCAACCACUGCACUUGACAAGAACCUGGGAUUACCCACCUCUAUCUCGUCGGUUGGAAAGAGCAUCCAGGACAUAGCCUUAAAUAUAUGGGGUAACAUGUACACACCGUAAUGAAUUAUAUCACCCUCAUGAAUAAAGAAACUAAAAUACGUUAUGUGGAGAACGAUGAAAACAUAAUAAACCAGUUGAAGCUCUGAAACAGUGUAACACUUUAUUAUGUUUGAAAAAGUUAGCUAAUAUGUUUUGUCGUUGUUUCCAGCAGUAAUGUUUGAGAUAGUCCAUCUUCUCAAAUUUAUAAACAUCUAGUGCUUGGUAGAAAAAGGGGAGUUUCUCCUAUUUUUACUUAAAAAUGUCGAUGUUUAUCCAUCUUCUCUUCAGUUUGCAACAAAGUAAGGUUUUUUUUGCUCCUCGACUUUCAUUUAUAAACAUCUUCGUUUUGAUGAACACAGAGCUUUUGUUUUUUUUAGUAUUAGUGUAUCACUUUGCAUAUAUCAGUUUUUUGCUUUUAUAAAAAUCUUAGCAUGCUCUGAAGCUAUGGAACACUAACGUGUCAUGUUGCUUAACAGUUCAUUCCCUACUGAUAUUAUAAGACUGGAUGAAGAUAUCAUGUCACCUCUUGCUGGGAGGAGAAGUAACUUCAUACUUGUGAGAGGUUAUAUUUCUGGAAACACAUCCAAACUCCUGGAUAGACCAAUCUGCAAGUGAAGGAAUGCUAUGUCAUCCAUCUUUUUGUCAUUUUAAUUUUAUUUUUAACCUUCAACUAUGUCAUUUGUUGGAAACUUAGCACUAGACUUGAAUUUCUGCGGUGUUUAGAUUUUCUGUGUUGCUUGAAUGUAAUAAAUUUAGACCUUGUACUUCUUUUUUGAAUGAAUAAAUGAUGUUGUUGGAAA